Molecule: messenger RNA, 615 nt
Organism: Rotaria sp. Silwood2
Lineage: Eukaryota; Metazoa; Rotifera; Eurotatoria; Philodinida; Philodinidae
Source: the annotation of a GenBank genome assembly
AUGCAUGUAUAUUUUAUUUUACUGAUUAUGAUGAGUUUAUUUAUUGAAGUAAAUACAUAUUCUUAUAUGCGUUCAAAGAAAAAAUCAACAGUAAUUGGUCCUACAUGUACUCAAGGUGGACAUAAUCCAUUACCUCUAUCUGGAAUAUGUCCUCAGUCGAAUGAAACAUUUAUUUUUCCAGGUAUGCAUGAUGUUCCCAGUGGUCAAGCUCCUAUUCAUCGUUGGGCACCUUGGUUUACUGUUGAAUGGAUUUUCUAUUAUAUUUCUGAUCCUACUAAUAUUCCACCUUAUUUUCCAGUACCAAAAGGAAAUUAUACUUGUACUCAUGGUCGUACUUAUUAUGAUGAUACAACAAGUCAAGGCCGAUGUAUGAGAGAAGUUUAUGAUCAAAGAUGUAUUCCAAUAUUUUUUUCUGAUGUUUUAUCAAUAAAUAAUAAUUAUUCUUGUGAUUUUCUUAAUGUUGGUGCGACUAAAACAGCUUACUUAAUUUUACAUGACGAUCGACCUAAAGAUGCACCAGAAUGUUGUAUAAUUGGUCAACCAUUUCAUCCACCACCAAGAAACUUUUCAGAUAAUUUAUAUAUCAAGAAAGCUUCAACAAUUGAAGUAAAAUAA